Messenger RNA from Sphaerodactylus townsendi, 3702 nucleotides. It is a transcript of the gene ZP1, whose product is annotated as zona pellucida glycoprotein 1. Gene Ontology annotation, biological process: prevention of polyspermy; binding of sperm to zona pellucida. The transcript has 12 exons. The record is from RefSeq and is a predicted model, not a curated record. Gene Ontology annotation, molecular function: acrosin binding; structural constituent of egg coat. Lineage: Eukaryota; Metazoa; Chordata; Lepidosauria; Squamata; Sphaerodactylidae. Bases 1 to 3702 code for a protein of 1233 amino acids. Gene Ontology annotation, cellular component: egg coat.
AUGGUGUCAAGCUGCAGUUAUUAUGUAGCCUUAACACUACUGUUUCUAGGUAGCUUGUCCUAUGGACAAUAUGGUAUCCAGAGUGUUAGUUUUUUAGUUUUACCUCAUAGAUAUGACUGUGGAGAACACAAUAUGCAAUUAUUAGUUCAUCCUAAGCCAAGCCAUUCUGUCCGCUUUAAAGUUGUGGAUGAAUUUGGAAAAAUCUUUGAAGUUACAAAUUGUUCAAGCUGCCUUCAUUGGGUAACAGUCAGUGAAGAUGGAGCAGUAUUUUCUGCUGGGUACCAGGGUUGCCAUGUGUAUCACAAGGAUGGGCACAACUACCUGAAGGUUCGAGUAGAAGAACUGACAAUAAAUGGAAAUGUUGCUGCUUUUCAUGAUAUCAACAUGGUCUGCCCUAAACCUGAAGAACAAAUCUUGACACCAGAGGAUGGCAUGCGGCUUGGGCCCCAGCCGGUGUACCCAGGCCUGGUGCGCCCUGUACCUGCUCAGCCCCAUCCUGCCCUGGUGCGGCCAGUAUCUGCUCAGCCCCAACCAGGCCUGGUGCGCCCUGGGCCUGGUCAGCCCCAGCCUGGCCUAGUGAGGCCAGUGCCUGCUCAGCCCCAACCUGGUCUGGUGCACCCAGUGCCUGCUCAGCUCCAGCCUGGUCUGGUGCGCCCAGUGCCUGCUCAGCCCCAACCUGGUCUGGUGCGCCCAGUUCCUGCUCAGCCCCAGCCUGGCCUGGUGCGACCAGUUCCUGCUCAGCCCCAACCGGGCCUGGUGCGACCAGUGCCUGCUCAGCCCCAGCCUGGUCUGGUGCGCCCUGUGCCUGUUCAGCCCCAGCCUAGCCUGGUGCGACCAGUGCCUGCUCAGCCCCAACCGGGCUUGGUGCGUCCCGUGCCUGGUCAGCCCCAGCCUGAUCUGGUGGGGCCAGUGCCUGCUCAGCCCCAACCAGGCCUGGUGCGCCCUGUGCCUGCUCAGCCCCAACCCGGUCUGGUGCGCCCAGUGCCUGCUCAGCCCCAGCCUGGCCUGGUGCACCCUGUGCCUGCUCAGCCCCAACCCGGUCUGGUGCGCCCAGUGCCUGCUCAGCCCCGGCCUGGCCUGGUGAGGCCAGUGCCUGCUCAGCCCCAGCCUGAUCUGGUGCGACCAGUGCCUGCUCAGCCCCAACCGGGCCUGGUGCGCCCAGUACCUGCUCAGUCCCAGCCUGGCCUGGUGCGACCAGUGCCUGCUGAGCCCCAACCGGGCCUGGUGCGCCCCAUGCCUGGUCAGCUCCAGCCUGAUCUGGUGAGGCCAGUGCCUGCUGAGCCCCAACCAGGCCUGGUGCGCCCUGUGCCUGCUCAGCCCCAACCCGGUCUGGUGCGCCCAGAGCCUGCUCAGCCCCAGCCUGGCCUGGCGAGGCCAGUGCCUGCUCAGCCCCAGCCUGGUCUGGUGCGCCCAGUACCUGCUCAGCCCCACCCUGGUCUGGUGCACCCAGUACCUGCUCAGCCCCAGCCUGGUCUGGUGCGACCAGUGCCUGGUCAGCCCCAACCGGGCUUGGUGCAUCCCGUGCCUGGUCAGCCCCAACCUGAUCUGGUGCGCCCUGUGCCUGCUCAGCCCCAACCUGGUCUGGUGCGCCCUGUGCCUGCUCAGCCCCAACCGGCCGUGGUGCGCCCUGUGCCUGGUCAGCCCCAACCUGGUCUGGUGCGGCCAGUGCCUGCUCAGCCCCAACCGGACCUGGUGCGCCCUGUGCCUGGUCAGCCCCAACCUGGUCUGGUGCGACCAGUGCCUGCUCAGCCCCAACCAGGCUUGGUGCGUCCUGUGCCUGCUCAGCCCCAACCUGGUCUGGUGCACCCAGUACCUGCUCACUCCCAACCAGGCCUGGUGCACCCUGUGCCUGGUCAGCCCCAGCCUGCCCUGGUGCGCCCUCUGCCUGCUCAGCCUCAACCAGGCCUGGUGCGCCCUCUGCCUGCUCAGCCUCAGCCGCCGCAGCCGGGGCUGGUUCACCCAGUGCCUGGUCAGCCCCAACCUGGUCUGGUUCGCCCAGUGCCUGGUCAGCCCCAGCCUGGCCUGGUGCGCCCUGUGCCUGCUCAGCCCCAACCUGCCCUGGUGCACCCAGUACCUGCUCACUCCCAACCAGGCCUGGUGCACCCUGUGCCUGGUCAGCCCCAGCCUGCCCUGGUUCGCCCUCUGCCUGCUCAGCCUCAACCAGGCCUGGUGCGCCCUCCGCCUGUUCAGCCUCAGCCGCCGCAGCCGGGCCUGGUUCACCCAGUGCCUGGUCAGCCCCAACCUGGUCUGGUUCGCCCAGUGCCUGGUCAGCCCCAGCCUGGCCUGGUGCGCCCUGUGCCUGCUCAGCCCCAACCCGGUCUGGUGCGCCCUGUGACUGCUCAGCCCCAGCUGCCCCAGUCUGGCCUGGUGCACCCAGUGGCUCCUCCACCCCAGCCUGGAUUUGUGCGCCCAGUGCCUGCUCAGCCCCAGCCACCGCAGCCUGACCUGGUGCGCCCAUGGUCUCAGCUCUAUCCUCUAAUAUACAACAUAGGCACACAUUUAACAAUGGAACAAUGUCGAGUUCUGAGCAGGAAAAUCCCCUGUGCAGAUACCUAUGAUCAAGCAACUUGCCAUCAAGCUAGGUGCUGCUAUGAUGACAGUGACUUUAGUACCCCUUGUUACUAUGGAAACACAGUCACUGUUCAGUGCCUUACGGAUGGCCACUUCAUCCUGGUUGUCUCUAGGGACAUGUUGGACUACCCAGUUGACCUUGACACUGUUAAGUUAUCUUAUGCCCAAGCAGGGUGUGACCCUGUCAGGAGAACAGAGGCUUUCCUUGUCUUCCGCUUCCCCCUGACUCAGUGUGGCACAACAGUACAGCUGAUUGCUGACAAACUAAUUUAUGAAAAUCAACUGAUCUCUGGCAUUGAUAUCCAAGAUGGGCCAGAUGGAUCCAUCACCCGAGACAGCACAUUCAUUCUCCAUGCCCGCUGCGUCUACAAUGCCACUGACUUCCUGCCAGUCCAGGCUGAAGUCCUCUUGCCUCCCAUUCCAGUUCCGAUUUCCCAGAUGGGACCUCUCCGGCUUGAACUGCGCAUUGCUACAGAUGCCAGUUACACAUCCUAUUACUCAGACAGCGAUUAUCCUGUGGUGAAAGUACUCAGGGACCCUGUGUAUGUGGAAGUUCACAUCCUGCAGAGGACGGACCCAUCCUUGGUUCUGGUUCUGCAUGACUGUUGGGCUACUCCCAGUGCUAAUCCCCUUGAGCAGCAGCAGUGGCCGAUCCUGGUGGAUGGGUGCCCAUUUGAAGGAGACAACUACAGAACCCAGCGGCUGCCCCUGGAGCCUACCUCAUCUGAGAUGUCUUUUCCAACUCACUACCAGCGUUUCAUCAUUUCUACUUUCACAUUUGUGGAUUCUGGCUCUCAAGCGGUGCUCAGUCAGUUGGUAUACCUCUUCUGUAGUGCAUCAGCCUGCUACCCUUCCCAGUUUGAGCCUUGCAGAUCAACAUGCAGCACUAGAUCUUCUCCAAGAGGCCGCAGGUUUGUGAACCCGGUGAAUAGGACGACAGAGCCCUUGGAUUUGGCAAGCUCUCAUGGGCCUGUGAUCUUUGCUGAGGAGACCAAGGAGCCAUUGUCUAAUAGGUCAGAACUCCAAACAGAUUUUAACUCCGUUAUCUUGGGGUUUCUUUCUGUGGCAGCUGUGUCUUCUGUGGUUGUAUUGCUGAUCAUGGUCUGGAGAUGGAACCAUAAAAGAUCAUGA